GGCGAACAUUCAACGAAUACGCGUCGCACGGGAGUUUCUCUUUGUUAUUGCGUGGAAAUGCCGCUGGUAAAUGUAAAUAGGUGUAGUCUAUAGAGAUAAGCCCAGCGGAUGCACACGUGCAUAAGUUGGAGAAACGAGAAAGACUUUAGGCCACACAACGUACGCAAGAGUGAUUAAAACACGGCCAAAUCAAGUGGAAUUAAAAACAUCGAAGAAAAAUCAAUAGGAGCAGCUACUAGGACAGGAUGGUGUUCGAGGCGGUGGUGGCGGAUGUCCUGAACAAGGUCCUCGGCGACUACAUCGUGAACUUGGAUCGCAACCAGCUGAAAAUAGGCAUUUGGGGAGGCGAUGUGGUCUUGCAGAACCUCAAGAUACGGGAAAAUGCCCUGGACGAUUUGGACCUACCCGUGCAGCUUAUCUAUGGAUAUUUGGGUAAAUUAGUACUGAAGAUCCCCUGGAAGAAUCUGUACAGCCAGCCGGUAAUUGUCAAUAUUGAGGAUCUUUACGUCCUUGUAUCGCCCAACAACAAUGUCCAGUACAAUGCCGAAAAAGAGGCCAAGUAUGAGAUGGAUCUCAAGACGGCGGCACUGGAUGCCUUGGAAGCAGCUCGCAAAAAGGAGUUGGAAAAGGAUCAGGCAAAGCAUGAUGCUGGGUUUGCCGAAAAGCUAACGGCGCAAAUCGUGAACAAUCUGCAGGUGCAAAUAACCAACGUUCACCUGCGAUACGAGGACACCACCACAACGGGAAGUCCCUUCUCCUUCGGUAUCUCCCUGCAUGAGCUAGAGCUCUACACCACCAAUAACGACUGGGAGAAAUGCUACAUGGCCCAACAGGCCUCACAGGUCUUCAAAAUAGCGAAUCUCUCCUGCCUUUCAGCCUAUCUAAACUGUGGCGGACACCUGUACUCUAACGACAAGUCUGCGCUGGCAAUGCAGUUCCAAACGAAUAUUGCUUGCAAGACAUCACAACCCAACUACAAUUACGUGCUGGGACCCAUUUCUUGCAAUGCCAAGUUGAAGCUGAACAUGAACCCGGAGUUUGAUGAUCCGCCCUUUGAAAGGCCUAAGAUUGAUCUCACUCUGGAGAUGGCAAAGCUAAACGUGGGAAUAACCAACACACAGUUUGACAAUCUAAUGAAACUUGGAGAUGCUAUGAAUCGGCAACAGUUGGGCAUCCCUUACCGGAAAUAUCGUCCUUAUAACUUGUCCUACAAGGGUCAUGCCAAAGAAUGGUGGCACUUUGCUAUAACAUCUAUUUUAGAAGAGGAAGUAAGGAAACCUCGACUGAGCUGGACUUGGGAACACAUGAAGAAGCAUCGCGAAUGCUGCAACACGUAUGCACAGAAAUACAAGGAGCAGUGCCUGAACAAAAAACCACCAGCCGUGCUAAUAGAAACCUGCCGUUUGCUGGAAAAAGAACUGGACAUAUUUAACUUGCUGUUAAUUCGGCAAAGGGUCAAUAUCGAGAUAGCCAAGCAGAGGGAGGCAGUGCCCGAGCAAAAGUCAGGCUGGUUCAGCGGUUGGGGAUGGGGUGGCGGAGCGAAGAAAGAGGAACAGACCGCUGGUCAAAAGCUAGUUGAAAAAUUUGAAGCUGCAAUGACGGGCGAAGAGAAAGAGAAAAUGUACAGGGCAAUUGGUUACCAAGAGAACACCAAGCCGACAGAUCUUCCUGAUCACUACGAGGCCAUCAAGAUGAACUUUAAAUUAGUAGCUCUGGAAGUCGGGCUGUACAAGGAUGACCAUAGUAUUUCAACAUCAUCCCAUGACUACCAUGUCCUGCCCUCUCUGGUCCUUCUCAACUUCUCAAUGGCUACUGCGUCUAUUACCCAGCGACCAGCUGCCGAAGCCAUUAGCAUUACGGCUGGCAUGAAGGAGCUAAAGGUGACUGGUCUAAAACGAAACGAAUAUAUACCUUCGUUGGUGGAGUCAAAGAUUACUGACGAAUUUAACCUCCUGGACGUAUUCUUCGAGACAAAUCCACUGGACAAGUUGUGCAAUCAGCGAGUUAAGGUUGUGGCGCGUCCUCUGCAGAUUGUGUAUGAUGCUCCGACUAUCCUAGCCCUGAUUAACGCUUUCCAGCCGCCAGGUGAUGUCACACUCUCCAAGUUUGAGGAUGCGGCCAGUUCGCAAAUAUCCAACUUUAAGGAGCGCUCGGCCACUGGAAUGCAGUACAUGAUCGACAAAAAAUCAGUGCUAGAUGUGGACAUCUUGCUAAUGCCAAAUAUUCUGGUAGUUCCCCAUAAAGGAGUUUAUGAGGAGGAUAGAACACCCUUGCUAGUUCUGAGCAUGGGACAGGUGCACGUCUUCAGCCAGCCGCGUAAGGAAGAGACCAGGCUGCAGAAUCUUUUCACUGCCGGCGAAGACAAGAGCGAUAUCCUUAAGACGGUAAUGGAAAAUGCCUAUGACAGGUUUACAGUCGAAUUAAACGACGUUCAGAUGAUGGUGGUUCGAGCUGGGGAGCCGUGGCGUCUUGCGCUUAGAGAAGCCAACUCAACGGAGAUGCACGUUUUGAGACCCGUCUCUCUGAAGGUAAUUGCCGCACUCUGUGUUGUUGAUAACGACCCUCGAUUACCUAAAGUAAAGGUGGACAUCGACCUACCAGCGAUCCUAGUCAAUGUUUCGGAAGAUCGCGUUUUUCUUGCCAUAAAGGUGGCCACGAGCAUUCCCCUUCCGGAACAAAAUCAACCGGGGCAGAGAUUAACACAGUCCAACUCGCGCAGCUCAAUGUCUAUAUCAAACUUCAUUAACAAAGAAGUGAAAAAAAUUAGCUCUGUGUCAUCAUCAGGCCCUAUCGGCAAGGACAAUUCCCUGGAAGAGGUCAUACAGUACACCAAUUUGGAUGUAAACUUCUCUUUGGGAGAGAUAUACUUCGUCUUGAUGCAGUCCAGUAAGCGAAGCCUGACUACCUCCGAUAUAUCAAUCGAGUACCACACCCCUGAAGGGGAACAUCAUCCUUCUCAAAUUGAUGAUUUAACUGAGGAGCCUAUUGAACGACCACCGCGAUCGCCACCUCAACAGAUCCUCUCCAUCGACAUCUGCCGUCUAGAGGCCCAUUUCGUUUCAAGAACUUUCGAGUCUGUGGCUUCAGUCAAGCUUGGAGACAUCAACUUGCGACAGUACGGUUGCGCAGAUGGCGACGAGGAGGUGCUAGACGUUAUCCACACACCGAAAAAGGAGAACAGCUCCAACUAUCUGUUUACCGUUUCUUGCACACUUGCAGACAAGACGUCGCCAGAGUUUAGCACCAAGUAUAACUCCACUGAGCAGCUGGUCGUGGCGAAUUUUGAGGUGCUUCAGGUAGUGCUGCACCAAGAGUGCUUACAGCGGCUUUUGGAAGUUGCAAACAAAUUCCAGAGAAAUCUGGACGUUGUUCUUUCAUCUGGCCGACCGCGAGAUCGGAUGGGUUCUAUUGGCGGAGGCGAUGGUAUCAAACGGAAACUUAAUGUUAUACUUGAGGAUACAGAGGAAAUAAUGACCACCAACCAGAUGAAGCGCCGAAGGAAAGUGCGCCGCGGUCGUGUUGUUGAGACUGUGAAGGUCAGAGUUAUCGCAAAUCUGGACGAAGUCAGUUUGUUGCUCACCACCCAAAGCCGUCCUUUAGCCGAGAUGAAUGUUAAGAAAUUUGUUUCCAGUCUAAUUAUCAAGUCAUCUUACACAGAAGUCAAUAUUGGUCUUAAAGACAUUCAGGUGGUGGACCUGAAUCCUCACACCAUCCACAAGAACAUUCUAAGUAUUGUUGGCAAGGACGCCUUUAACUGUCAGGUUGUGCUCUACAAUAAAGAAGAGACCCUGGACUACAACUCCGAUGACAUGAAGAUUACUGUAGACAUUGGCUGCAUGAAGAUCAUUUUCCUUAAUUGGUUUGUGGCGGGUGUCAUGAACUUCCUUAACAACUUUUCAGAGGCCCAGGCGACUAUAUCGAAAGCUAGUGCUGCAGCUGCAGAGACAGCACGCCAGAAAGCUAUGGAUGCUUACGAAACGGCUACUCGCAUGAAACUAAAUGUCCGUAUUAAGGCGCCGAUUAUCAUCAUACCAAUUAGCUCCCAGGACUCUAAUGCUUUGUCGCUAGAUUUGGGUCUGCUGGAAUUGACGAACAAUACUGUGGAAAUGGCGGUGGACAACGAGGAACGAAUGGCAGUUAUAGACGAAAUAAAGUUAAAAAUAUGCGAUGUUAAGAUCUCCAAAGUUGUCAUACUGGAUGGCAGCGAAUCGGUUGUUGAUGAAUUGGACGCUGUCGUCGGCUACUGUUCCAAAUUUAAUAUGAUGAAUCCAAUGAGUUGCACCUUAUCGGUAACUCGCAAUUUGUCGUACACCUGGUACAGGGAUGUGCCUGAACUUAAUCUUUCUGGUCGCUUAAAGUCCAUUGAGCUCACUCUGUUCUCGGAUGAUUAUGCUCUGGUCAUGAUGAUUUUGAAUCGCAAUUUAAGCGAGGGUUUAGAUGAGUUUCCUCCAAGCGAAGAACCACCCCCGGAACCGACUAACCGCGCAGAGAGUCGACGUCACUCCCAUGGUGAACGCGUAUCUCGGACCAUAGAGGCUAUUCCGAAAAGAGAGAAGAUUCACGAAUCGAUUAAGUUUAAUCUUCAGUUUGACGGUGUGAUAAUAAAUUUAAUGGAGGGUGAAGACGCAGGACUUGCUAGAUUUGGUAUAUAUUUCUUAUCCGUCAAGGGAACAAAAUUGGACAACGGCACAUUAAGCACUUCGGUGGUUUUGUGCAAUAUCCAGAUGGACGACUUGCGUCAGAACUCAAAAAGCCAGAUCCGACAGUACCUAAGCCGGAAAGAUUGGGUUCAGCCUAAGCUGGAUGCAGAUGACAUUAUAGAUGCCUGUUACAACGAACGUAACUUUAUGGUCGAUGUGACAGCCAUAAUAAAAGAGGGCGACACAUUUGCUGAGGUCCGUGUGCGAGGCUUCGACUUGAUCGUCUGCAUUGACUUCAUGCUCAGAUUAACGGCAUUCCUAAGCCUACCGCCAGAAGAAACCCCUCGUGAAACAGUCUAUGUAAAAGUUAACACCAUUGCGGAAACGGCAAAGGAGACACAGCACUCCGUUCGCUCCUCCGCUUUCUUGGCCGCUAAUGAACUUGUUCCCAUCGAAGCCACCAGCCAUGCAGCCCCGAACCAAAAAAUGAAUCUUAUACUGCACAUUGACGAACCGGAUAUAAUUUUGGUGGAAAACCUAGAAGACCUUAACACCAGUUGUAUUAUUUUCAAUGCUCAAGUUCAUUUGAAUUACCGCAGCAUAAACGACAAGCAGAUCAUAAACGGCCAGAUCGAUGCACUUAAGAUGUACAUGAGCGCCUUUCACCCAGAGCGACGAGAGUUGACCCGCCAUUACAUUUUGCAUCCAUGCGUUGUUAGUCUACAGGGAUCCACGCCCGAAGAAGAGGGUAUGCACAUCAGCCUUAAACUGAGCGACAUCAUUAUCAACGUGUCACCAGCUACUAUCGAGCUGUUAAACAAGGCGAUGGUGAGCGUCACCAGUGGCAGCAUGGCAAAGACGGCCAACGCCGAGGAGUCGCGAAACUAUUCAAGUCUUUGGCAUCAACGCCAUUUCCACAGCCGCUCCUACUGGUUCACCAAAGUGGAGCAGGGCGUUGAUGCCCUAGAAAUUGAGAAAGCCAGCAGCCACAGCCCAGAUAAGCAGAAGACGGAGAAGUGCGUUAUUGAAAUUCCCAGCAUUACGAUCGUAAUCGAGUCUGGCGUGGGCUACUAUACGAAGCCACUCAUUUCGCUGGACACCCGAAUUACUGCCGUGUUCAACAACUGGAGCCGUAAUCUCACAGCUCAUGGCUCGUUGACACUAAACAUGAACUAUUAUAACAAAGCCCUUGCCGAAUGGGAGCCUAUUAUUGAGCUCAACGAGGUGAUCGGUAGGAACGGUGUGCAUGAGUAUACGCCAUGGGAGCUAAAGUUCGAAAUGGGAACAGAGAAUGUCCAAAACGAAGAAGAAGAUAUCGACCAGCAGGCGAUGCACAUGAAAAUCCAUUCAGCGGAGACGCUUGAGAUUACGUUGAGCAAGACGUGUCUGGGAUUGCUUUCCGAACUGGGAGAGGCGUUCUCUCAGGCCAUCGACCAAAAGGGUCUGAUCAAGCCCGACAUCGUGGCUCCUUACGUGCUGGAGAACGACACUGGCUUUGAUAUAAAUUUGAAUCUACGCAAGGGUAUCUUUACGCUACACGAAGUUCACCGAGGUGGCAUCUCAUCGGGCUUGAAUAGUACCCUGCUUUUAUCUGCCAAUUCCGAAGAAGUCGAUCCUAAUGCAAUAAAAACCUGCACGAUUUCGACUGGCGGAAAAGCAUUCCUGCAAACCAAGGACUUGAGCACCUUAUCUGAAGAGGAUUCCGAGGACUACACUCUUUAUGUGACGAUUGGGGAUAUUGACAAAGAGAUCGCUCUGCCCGUGUCCAAGUCCGAUACGCGUUUCUUUAACUUAAUGCGCAGCACUUCCAAUGAGCCGUGGGGCAUUAUCUCUGAAGUGACACAGGAGUAUGGCACUACAAAAGUCAAUGUCCACGGUGUAGUCAGAGUUCAUAAUCACUUUACGACAAGUGUCAGUAUUUAUCGACGUAAUACAGCCCCCACAGCGGAAUGUUUCCAGGAUAUUUACAUUGGUCGUGUUCGUCCCGGCGAGGUGUUCCAUGUGCCUUUACACGCGAUUUACGCGGACGCUAAAGAACUCUACUUCUCGAUGCGUGGCUACAGAACAUCGGUGCAGGGCAUUUCCUGGGCUGCCAGCCCCUCGGACCUGAACUAUUCGCAUCCGUUACAUUGCGAUCCAACUAAGACUUUUGAGCCGCUCAUCAUCAACGCUCGGCGAAAGAAGACGGAGGUCUACUUCGAGGGCACCAACAAGUAUACGUUGUUAAGCGCCUUCUACACAAUUCAUCUGCGUCCGCCACUCUAUCUGCGAAACUCGCUGCCUAUCAAUAUACAAGUGUCAGUGGCUGGCUGCUCGGUCCUAAAGGAGGAUGGCCUGGAUACCGUAUCAUCAAUGCAGUUAGUUGAUAAAGGAUAUAACAAAGAGGAUUUCUUGGACUACGGUGAAAAGCCUGUUGACUCGGGCAAUGUGCUCCACCUGCCCACUGUUCGAUUGGCAUCAAAGGACAAUGAGGCUAAAAGCUUCCUGGUUGUGCGACUGAUUCAAUAUCUAGAGAAGGACUGGUCCUGUGCCACCGAGGUUGGUGACUACGCUGACGAUGUCAUUACUUGGACUUUUUCAUCAUACGACUCGGAGAUGAAGGUAGACAUGGAUCUUUAUGUAAAAACGGAGAAUCGACAUGGCAGCAUAAUGCUUACGCUCUUUAGCCCCUUCUGGAUGAUAAAUAAAACAGGAAAAAUGCUCACCUAUAAAACAGAGACGACCUCCGUAGAAGUUUUAUACCACCCUCCCGAAUAUUCUGGACCCAUCAUGUUCACGUUCCGGGAUAAGUUCUUCUUUGACAAGAAGACGGCCUCUAUCCGCAUUGACAACGGCCAGUGGAGUGAAAAGAUUCCUCUGGAUGUGGCCGGUUCAAUUGGCGAGGUCACCUGCUUUGCAAACAAUCAGAAAUACACUGUCGGUGUGCAUAACCACUUGACUCAGAAUUCCUUGACCAAGCAGAUCACUUUCAUCCCCUUCUAUAUUGUGUGCAACAAGUGCCGCUUUGAUAUCGAGCUGCAGGAGCAAAGUCGCCCAGCAGAUCCAUGGCUGCACCUCGAGCCGAAUCAGCUUGAACCCCUCUGGCCUAGGAACGACAUCAGGAAUAACCUAGUCGUGCGUGUGGAUGGCAAGAUGACUCCAGCCUUUGACUACACGGAGGUAAUCUGCACCCUCCUAAAGCUGGAGGACAGCAAGCACGGCGGCAUCAACGUAGACGUUCAGACUACGGAGGGCGGUGUAUAUAUCACCUUUACGGACUACAAACCAGCCGAUGCUCCCGGCCUGCUGAUCAAUCACACUGGCAGACAGGUUGUCUACUGCGAGAAGGGAACGAAGAACGAGCAAAUUCUAAAUGCGAGGAGCACCAUAAUGUAUGCCUGGGAUGACCCGACGGGUCCCAAAGUCCUCAUAUUUGGUGCUAACAAAGAGGAGACAGAUCUAAAACGUGACGGAAUCGGCGAAGUGGUCAUGCAGGACGGCCAAAAGGCUACAUGGGUGUCCUUCCUAGACGGUCUGCAACGUGUGUUGCUCUUUACGGAUAACGACUCUAUUGCCAGUCGCACUGAGACCACUUCCUCGCUGCAGUCUAUCACCCAAAGCAUUGACCUGCGUAUUCACGGCAUUGGUCUGUCAGUAAUAAAUAAUGAGACGGGCUUGGAUAUACUUUAUUUGGGCAUUACCAGCUCUGGAAUCAUAUGGGAAUCAAAGAAGGUGACCAAGAAGCGUUUCAAAGAGUUCACCAUUACCGAUAACGCCCUUAUGGAGCACGAGUUUCAGAGAUAUCAAGUUCACAAAAGUGUUAACGAUGUGCAGACCUACAAGCUGGACAACAAGUUCCCGAUCGACUUUGAGAACAUGAUUCUUAAGAAAACGGUGGAGAGAAACAUUAGACGCAGCUUCUAUCCAGCGAUUUGGGUGUCCCGAAAGUCGUCACCAUUCCAGAGCCAGUUGCAUGUAAAAAUAAAUCGUAUCCAGGUGGACAACCAGUUCAUGGAUCCAAUAUUCCCCGUGGUGUUGGCACCAAUUCCACCACCAAAGAGUGUGGCGAAUACCACCUGUAUCAAGCCGUUCAUUGAGUGCAGCAUGGUGCAGCGAAUCAUGCCUAACUCCCCUGUACGGCAGUUUAAGUACGCCAGAAUCCUGAUCCAAGAGUUCCACUUCAAGGUUGACUUGAAUUUCCUUACGGCUAUCGCAGAGAUGUUUGCCAAGGAAGUGUCCGACGAUACAGCAGCCAAGCAGUUCCGUCAGGACGUGGAAUCGAUUGAGUUGCCGCUUUCUGCUUUCUUCGAAGAGCACUCAUUAGAGGAACAAAAGAGCUUCUACGAUAACCUGCAUUUGGGUCCACUUAAGAUCCAUGUUAGCUUCUCGAUGGCAGGCUCGGACACAAAGGCGUUGCCUGGAUUCCUUGGCUCGUUGGUGCAGGGCGUUGGUGUCACCUUAACGGACGUCAAUGAUGUGGUCUUCCGGUUGGCCUUCUUUGAGCGUAACUAUCAGUUUUUCUCACAGAAACAGUUGGUCAAUGAAAUCACCUCGCACUACACUGGCCAAGCACUGAAGCAACUUUAUGUGCUAGUCCUCGGCCUGGAUGUCCUGGGCAAUCCAUAUGGGCUAGUGGUUGGGCUGAAAAAGGGCGUCCAGGACUUGUUCUACGAACCGUUCCAGGGUGCCAUCCAAGGUCCUGGUGAAUUUGCCGAGGGUUUGGUAUUGGGUGUAAAAUCGCUCUUCGGCCACACGGUGGGCGGAGCUGCUGGUGCCGUGUCCAAAAUAACUGGUGCUAUGGGCAAGGGUUUGGCGGCGUUGACCUUUGACGAGGACUACCAGAAGAAACGGCGUCAAGGAAUUCAGAACAAACCAAAGAACUUCCACGAAGGCCUGGCGCGCAGCAGCAAGGGCCUGGUGAUGGGCUUUGUGGACGGCGUCACUGGCGUUGUAACCAAACCUGUGACUGGGGCUCGCGACAACGGAGUCGAGGGCUUCUUUAAGGGCCUAGGCAAGGGUGCAAUUGGCCUGGUGGCUCGCCCAACCGCAGGUGUGGUUGACUUCGCUAGUGGCAGCUUCGAGGCUGUGAAGCGGGCGGCGGAUGCAAGCGAGGAUGCGAAACGCAUGCGACCGCCGCGCUUCCAGCACUACGACUUCGUGCUACGACCCUAUUGCUCUAUGGAGGCGACAGGCAAUAAGAUAAUGAAGGAAACAGACAAGGGUAAAUUCGCCACCACGGAUAACUUUGUUCACUGCGAGGAGAUUAUCCAGAAGUCCGAGUACCUGGUAGUAACCAACUACCGCCUGAUGUACGUGCAACGUAACGAGAUGUUCGGAGUCUGGACGUCACUCUGGUCUUACCUGUGGGCAGAGAUCAGCGCUGUAGCUCCCGCGGCUCGAGGUGUUCAAUUUACUGUAAAGACGGAUGGAAAGAAGGUCCUGGGUCUUUUCAGCAGCAAGGAGUCUCCGAGAAAAUUAGUUUUAGUGGGAGAUGAGCGCAAACGUGACGCUCUGAUAAACAUAAUUGAAUCUCAGCGCUCCGAUCCGAAUCCUCUGAAGGGCAUCAACGCCUAUCCGGCGAAAAUAUAGAAAUAUACCUGAAUUUAUUUUCCAACUGUAUUAUAAUCCGAGCACAUCCCCACGGCACCAGCAACGACAUGGAAAUCUACCUCGAUCAUCAAGAUUCUGUCUGUCCAAGCACCAUGCACCCAAUUGGAAAACUCACACUCAUGUGUCGUACCUUACGUAUGUUAACAACCAUUUUGUUUUGAUAUUAAAAUUUUAUGUCAAAGUUUA
Drosophila eugracilis is the source of this 10415-nucleotide messenger RNA. It is a transcript of the gene Vps13, whose product is annotated as vacuolar protein sorting-associated protein 13. The record is from RefSeq and is a predicted model, not a curated record. Gene Ontology annotation, cellular component: extrinsic component of membrane. The coding region runs from base 246 to 10208 and encodes 3320 amino acids. Gene Ontology annotation, biological process: protein targeting to vacuole; protein retention in Golgi apparatus. The transcript is spliced from 30 exons. NCBI's taxonomy places the organism in Eukaryota, Metazoa, Arthropoda, Insecta, Diptera, Drosophilidae.